Messenger RNA from Scaptodrosophila lebanonensis, 3059 nucleotides. Its product is annotated as protein SMG8. NCBI's taxonomy places the organism in Eukaryota, Metazoa, Arthropoda, Insecta, Diptera, Drosophilidae. The transcript has 4 exons. The coding region runs from base 79 to 2967 and encodes 962 amino acids. Gene Ontology annotation, biological process: nuclear-transcribed mRNA catabolic process, nonsense-mediated decay. The record is from RefSeq and is a predicted model, not a curated record.
CAGUCAGUUAUCGUUGUAUCGAGGUGCAUCUGGAGAACUAAAUUGGACGGAAUGAAAUUCUAACAGAACUUAGACAAAAUGUGGAAAGAAUACUACACUUGGACUUAUCCUGACAUGCCGAAGGAGGUAACGGAGCUGCUCGCACUCAAGGAAAAUGAAAAGCUCGUUAUAGUUGGAAUAAUUGGACGUUCUAAAUGUCAUCUAGCGAAUAAAAUGGCUGCAUUUGGCAUGGAGCCGGAGCCCGGUCAUGAGCCAAAAGAUGGUCAAAUACAAUGCUACUACAAACCUGGUACCAAGACGCUGCUUAUUCAUUUUGAAACCACUUCCGAUGAUGCAGUGAUUGGUCAGUUAAUAGAAACAGAGGAGCCGCAGACACCUUUGGAUUUCGAUGAAUUCUAUGAGCAGAUGCGAAGUCGUUUCGUGCGUAUGUUUUUGCUGGCGCUGCACGUUUGCCACAUUUUAGUGUAUGUGGAAACGUCCUUUUUAUUUGACAUAAUGCUGGUGAACAUUUUCCGGCUGCUGAAGUUUGUGCGGGAGCAGAAUCUGCUAGAAUUUUUGCCCAGUCUGUUCGAAAUCAGUGAAAAUAUAUCUUUACUUGGCGAACAGACGCGUCUGUGCACACCACGUAUUUUGUUUCUGUUUGAGAACUAUCCGCGAGAUGGGGAACGCACACGUGAAUCCAUCUCGUCCCAUGAAUUCCAAACCGAGGACAAUAUCUACGAGCUACUACGUCACUAUAAUAUAGUGAGUAAUAGCAGUGCCAGCUCACUGCUGGCCUUGCCAAAGAACAAACAAUUUGUGUUCUAUAAUACGCAUGAAAAGCUCCAUCCGGAUACAUUUCUACAGGCAGUAGACGAACUACACAAAGCCAUGUAUAAAGUAGAUAUCAAGGAGGAGGAUGAAGACUUAGAGAUUUUAGAGCUAGCGCCAUUUGAGGGCUUUGUGAAGCCCCUAGGUGAUUCGUACAUGACGCGUAAUUCUGAGGAGAAUGUGUUUAAAAGGGAGCACACGGCAUGGUGUUUCCUACAGCGGCAUGUUGAGGAUGCGCUCACUGGUUGCUUUGAUGAGGGUUCCUUUAAACAGUGCUUGGAUUCCACGAGCCUGAAGCUGCCUAAUUGGAAGGAGUGGCACGAUUUGAUGGCAGUGUUUCACAAAGUAUUGGUGCUAAAUGCUCAGAACGAUAAUUUCAAUACUAGCAAUGAGGCAUAUAAAAGUUUUCUAGAGAACUUCGAUGACAAUCUCAAUUAUGAACGCAAAUUUUGGGCCCAUCUAUGCGAGCUUGGUUUGAAAAAAGGCGUCUGCACUUACAAGCAAGCUGCUCCGAACUUGUAUGGCAGUGCGGAGCACAAGCAACUGCUUGCCCAGGCCUGUGCAGCCUUCGAGGAAGACGGGCGUGGUCCACCCGCUAAGGCCGCUUUGGCCAAACUGAGCGACAUUUGUCUAAAGCACUGGCAGGAUGGGCGACAGCAGUGCGAGCACUUGAGUUUGCGUGGACAUCCCUGUGUGUUGUCCAAGGAUGUGGCACACGAUAAGCACAGCAGCGGUGUGAUGCACAUUUCCAGUUGUAAUUGUGGACGCACACAGGGUCGACGGGAAGAUCCCUAUUCCCUGCGUCAGGCCAACUAUGACUACUAUGAGCAAAUGGCCAACACGUGUAAUCUGUGUGUGAAGGCCAAACAAUAUCAGUUCGCUAUUUUCAAGCCCUCGAUCAGUGAUUAUCGUGCUGCUGCCUUUGAAGCGGCCUUUCCAUUGCUGAGUGCAGCCAAAGUCGUCCGCCCGGAGCAGUCAGAGGGCGCUGAGUUGGUGCAAUCCGAUGAACCAAAUAGCUUGCCGCCGUUCUCUCAAGAGGCCGAAGGGCCUACAAAUCAAUCCCUGAACAAUCGCUGCUCUCAACCGCUGUCACCUACAUUUGGCUCCGAUUUAAAUAUGUCUGUAGCGGGUUUUGGCGAUUCACUUAAAAGCGAAGCCAAUGAAAUUGAGGUGCUGGAGACACAAAUGGGUACACGCUCCGGCAGCUUUGCCAGCACCUUCACAGGCUCUAGCAGCAGCGACUCUAGCAGCGAUGACGGUGUUGAAAAUGAGUUGGUAUUGCAAGUAAAACAGCGCGGCGCAUCGCCGACCAUAAGUACUAAGGAGACCGCCACAAAUGCUGAAGAAAAGAGCUGCGCUCUGGGAGUACUGCGUCAGGCAUCCACUACUGAGUAUUUGCCUGGAUUGGUGCACACUUUAACAGCUGGUGGCUUGCUGCCAUUCUUUCCUAGCUGGUCGCUGGCCUGUGUGGGUCCAAGUUCCGUUUAUAGCCACAAUACUGGACUUCAGGAGCACUUUCAAGCCGGAUUUCUAUCGGGCGCUAAUUUUCUACUGCCCUGGGAUGUGCAUGUGCGCUUGCAGCGAGCCACCAGCGUGUCAACAACACACCACAAGCAUCACCAUCAACAGUCCCUAGGAGGCAGCAAAAAGAUGCAGCGCUAUCGCAAACAUGGUGAUCGUCUAAUGCUGAAGAUUUUCAUUGGAUUCGAAUACGAAUGCUCUCGCGGCCAUCGCUUUAUAAUGUGCAGUCCGGAUCGUAUAUUACGGGGCGGCGCUGACAUCGAACGCGACACCAGCACUAAAGUAGUGCACAGCAACAUGCCGCUCUACUAUCCCUGUCCAUGCCGAGGACAAAGCAACUAUCUUGCCCAACUAAUGCGUGUACAUGUCGUCACACCAAAAGCCCCGGUAAACGUCAUAUUGGAUCCUAAGGUGCGCGUCAACAAUAAAUAUACCUUCACUCUUGGAGUUGAGCCGCCACCGCGUCUAUCCCAGAGCGCUUACUGGAUACUGAGAUUUCCAUAUGUGUAUCAAGGCGACGCUUUCCUUAUUAACCCGCCAAAGGAGCUGAAUACGGAAGAUCCGCUAUCUCAUGGUUGUCUCUUGGCUGGCAUGUUUGGCGUGGCCGAGGUGGAAGCCGAAGAACAUGCUGAGUAGUUUAGAAAACAAAAACUUCUAAUAAAUAUCUUAAGAUCUGUUAAUAAAUUCUGUCUUCGAAAUGAUCAGCUAUCCUAAGCAAGAUGAUAAAA